Cordyceps militaris CM01 is the source of this 1575-nucleotide messenger RNA. Its product is annotated as FAD dependent oxidoreductase, putative. The record is from RefSeq and is a predicted model, not a curated record. NCBI's taxonomy places the organism in Eukaryota, Fungi, Ascomycota, Sordariomycetes, Hypocreales, Cordycipitaceae. Gene Ontology annotation, cellular component: cytoplasm. Gene Ontology annotation, molecular function: oxidoreductase activity. The transcript is spliced from 3 exons. Bases 1 to 1575 code for a protein of 524 amino acids.
AUGGAUAUCAUUGCGGCGCAGCUCGGUGCGGGCUACAAUGCGAUGCUCGGUCGGGCCCUACACAAUGCCGCUGUGCCCGUGGCCAAUGCCACCGCCUCGUACUGGAUGGACGACCCGCCGUUCCCCUCGGUGAACCUGAACGCGCACCCUCUGCCGGAUAUUGCCGACUACGUCAUCAUCGGCACGGGUCUCGCGGGCCUCGCGGCAACGCGGACGGUGCUCGAGAUCAGCCAAGACCAGCGCACCGAGAUGCCGCUGCGCGUGGUGGCGCUCGAAGCCCGCGACGUGUGCGCCGGCGCGACGGGGCGCAACGGCGGGCACAUCAAGUCAGCGCCGUACAGGGACUUCGCGGAGCUCAAGAAGCGGUUGGGGUCGGUGGCCAAGGCAAAGGACGUGCUCCGUUUUAUGCGUCGCCACGUGGAGAUCCUGAAGGAGGUUGGGCGCGAGGUUCCCGCGGGCGAGGUGCGGGAUGUUGAGACGGUGGACAUGUUUCUGGUACAGGAGGACUUCGAGCAGGCCAAGAUGCUAGUGGAUGACUUGAAGAAGAAUGUGCCCGAGACGAAUAUCAACGUGUGGUCGAGCGAAGAAGCACGCAAAAGGUUUGGCUGUAACGACUUGAUUACUGGCGCGCUCUCAUAUCCGGCUGGCGCAGCUUUUCCAUUCCGUCUGGUCACGGGCGCAUGGAAAGCGCUCGUUGACAAGUACCCGGAGCUCGUCCUACUCAGCAACACGCCGGUCGAGAACAUCUCAAUCGCCGCUUACUCGCCUCAGCAUCCGUACGCCAUUAAGACAUCCAAAGGCACCAUCCGUGCCCGCCACGUCCUCCAUGCCACAAACGCGUACGCCCCGAGCCUGAUUCCCCGUUUACGGAGCUGCCUCACAGGCUCCCGCGGCUGCAUGUCUGCGCAAGACGGCGGCGCUACUUUCCCUACUACGCAUGGCAACCGUUCCUGGGGGACUGUCUACCAGCCCGGCUAUGAUUACAUGACGCAGAGGCCAGACAACAGCGACGGUUCGCCCGGUGAUGUCAUGGUCGGUGGGGGUUUCCUCCGUAGCAGAUUAAACGGUUGCGACUCUCUCGGUGUGUGGGAUGACAGCCAGCGCGAUGCCCUGCCGCUGGUGCAUGUCCGUGGCAUCAUGCCCACCGUCUUUCAGCCCAACUGGGGCGGCGGCGGCAGCCCGACAGCGGGUGGCUUGAAGAGGGACUGGACGGGCAUCAUGGGCUUCACCGGCGAUAACCUCCCCUUUGUUGGCCCGGUUCCGCAGAACAUUACGGAACGACAGAAUACGUACCCGGGCGCGGGCGUUGCUGGCGUGGAGGGCUCGGGCGAGUGGAUCGCGGCGGGCUUCAACGGGCACGGCAUGGUGUGGGCUUGGCUGAGCGGCGCGGCGGCGGCCAUUAUGAUGGCGGGACAUGACAAGCUGAAUAUGUCCAAGGUGCCGGGGCGGCCAGCAGGGACACUUGAUUCGUGGUUCCCGCGGGAUGUGGUGGUGCUGGACGAGGAGAGGCUCAAGAGGGCUGACCUCAAGAACCUGGGACAGCAACUCUAUCCACUCGUAGAAACGGAAUCAUGA